UUCUAUGCCGAUAGGUUACUUCGAUGUGCCUUGCUUGCCUUUCUUUGUGCAUCUUUCUUUCUCCCAUGCUUUCCGUUGGUCAACAACCAAAAAAAGGUAAAUAUCAUGAUUGGGUCGACUCGACCAGCCCGUCAGUCAGACCGGACUCAACUUGGAAGAGAUGCUCUAAGAGCUACGUACCAUGCCUUGAAUGCCUACGUAAAACCUCACAUGAAAGCACAUUACACAAGGUCACCCGAUGCUACACAGCGAAAAGAGGCCUUCAAAGCCCAAUCUCAUUGAAAGAGGAAAGCUGGUAAGCCAGUGAACUUCCUUCUUUGCUGAAUAAAGGAAUGAACCAUGGGGUAACCUAACUCGGCGCCUUACCCUCCACCCUCCCUAGCCCAUACCCUAGUCCGGUUCAGUUCUGUCUUCUAUUCAUCUCUCCCUGAGCUAAAAGAAAAACUAGCAGCUUCGCUAGCCUAAGAUGGUGCCUUACCUUUCUUCAGCUUGUAACCGGAUUGCUACUGGUUUGCUGGCAAAGCAUUCUCUCUUUUUCUCACAUCUCCACUCUUGAUCUUUCUUUGCUUAAAACACAGGAGAGCUAACUCGAUGAUCGACCAAGCCAUUUCACUAGAGGUAAGUAGAAUGUUUAAAAACCGAAAAGGUAAGACAGUCAUCUCACACGCCUAGCUAGAGCUUUCCUGGGAUGAACGAAAGCAUAGAGUUUAGCUAAGUUACUAGUUAGGAAGGAAGACCAGGCUCAGGUGAAAUUGUAGAUCUUUGGUUUUGUAAAAGGAAUAUAUUCAUUUUACUAUCUUAGCGAGUCACGAAGCUAGAAGGACGCUAGGGUCUUUGCUGCUCUUAAAGAAUGAUUAGUCUUAAAUGUAACGAAUUCUAUUCUACCCUUAGCUUACUUUGUACUUAAGACAUAAAAGAAUUUUUCGAGCCGAGCCAAGGUUCUGGUUCUGUCAUUCAGACAGUUUGGGAGAUCAGAUCAUGAAUCCUGAUCUUUCUCUUUAUAUAAAGUAAUUCUUGUAUUGACAUUCUCUUUAUCUGUCUCAUUGUCAUUAAAGAGAAGAGAUGAAACUGUCAUCUUAACAUACCAGUUACAAAGCUUCCAGGUAUCUUAGUCCUUGAUCUGAUCUCCUUCUGACUUAGCCUGUCUUAACACUUCUCAUGUGUAAAAGUGAUCUCCGCUCCUCUAUCACAGGUU
This is a messenger RNA of Rubroshorea leprosula, 1195 nucleotides long. The record is from the annotation of a GenBank genome assembly. Lineage: Eukaryota; Viridiplantae; Streptophyta; Magnoliopsida; Malvales; Dipterocarpaceae.